Molecule: messenger RNA, 912 nt
Organism: Didymodactylos carnosus
Lineage: Eukaryota; Metazoa; Rotifera; Eurotatoria; Philodinida; Philodinidae
Source: the annotation of a GenBank genome assembly
AUGGUUGAAUCAGACACAAAGACGGUCUUACUUGAUAUAGCACCAAGAGAACAAUGGGAGAAUGCGCACGGUUAUUGUGGUGAAGCAUCAUUACAAGCGAUUGGUCUCUAUUAUGGUUCAUGGAUAUCUCAACAGUUGGUACGAACAAUAAAUGACGGAGAAUUUUUACUAACGGAUGAUGGGAAUGAUCAAAAUACCAUAACAACUCUUCUAUUCAAAUAUGAGCGCUGGAAUUUUGAGACAGAGGAGACUCCACAGUAUAAAAACUACUGUCUAUGGUUAAAGAAACAGUUAAUGGGACACUUUCCAUGUAUAUUUACUGUUUAUGUCACUGAUUUAGAUGAAGUUGCUCCAAGUAUCGAGUAUGACCAUAUAGUGCCGGCUAUAGGAAUUAAAUAUUCGACAAAAACUUCAGAUAAAUAUGAUUCAACAGAUGAAUUGUACUUUUUUAGUUUAUUUGAGAAUAAAGUACUUCAUCGAAAGUUGUGUGAGACUGAUAUGAUUAAAACAAGAGAAAAAUGUGACAGCGAUACUCUUAGUGGCGGAUCUAUUCCAAAAGAUGUUGGAUAUGGUUAUGCAAUCACCGGUAUCCUAGACGAAAAUCAUGCUACAUUUCGCGUUCAGCUAUACAUCAAUUCAUGGGAUGAACCGAAUUUAUCAACAGGAUCUGAACCAAUAGUAAUGUACGGUACUGUGGUUGUUUCAAAUCUGAUCAUGAGCAAACACUAUGCAUUACUGAGAUAUAACACGUACAAAAAUGUUCCUACAUCAGGAAAUGCAGCAGAUUUUCUGAAAUCGAAGUAUUAUGCUAGACAUGACUUUAUGGCACAAAAUGGUUCGACUUAUACAUUUAAGGAUCCAGAUGGUAUACCGUCAAAUGGAUCGACCUAUUAUCGUUGCGUGGAGAUUUAA